GCGGUACAGUACGGAUGGUUCAAAAAUAUCCCUUGGCGGCAGCUGCAGAAAUUCAAAAUGGCUAUUGAAUAGAAAUAUAGAUUAAAUUAAGUUAAUUGUAACAAUUCUCAACAAAAUGUCUCAGUCAAUAGUGCAAGCAGAAGUUUCGAAUUUGUUCUCCACAUUAAAGCGUAAAAGACAAAACGAAGAACACAUAGAACCAUCUGCCGAGGUGAACGCUUGCUUUACAAAUUCAGCUUUUAGCUCUACGCCAAAGAAAAUUAUAGCACGUAGGCGUACACCAAUAGUAGCAAAAAGUGAUGUUAUGCAAAAUGCCUGCAUGGAAGUAAAAUCCAUAUCAGAAAUUGCAAAAAGUACGCUGGAAAAGAAAAUCAUAACUGAUGCACAAGUACAAAAUCCAUAUGAAGUACAACGUAAACCGCCGAAGAAGAAAAAGCGUGAGACAGAAAUUAUUGAAGCAUGCUUCGAAAAUCCUGCACUUAAUUUAGAAGUGCCAGAAAAGCAAUUCAAUCCUUAUGAGGUUCUACGAGACGUGCCCACAAAAGUAAAUAAAUCCAAUUGCUUUGUAAACGCUGCUUUAAAUCUACGCAUAGAGGAUAUGUCAACUACACGGAAUCCGUUUGAAAUCCAACGUUAUCCCAAUGUUCCGGAAACAAGCGAGGAAGCUGGUGUUGAAAACCCUGGCUUGGAAGACGCACAAGCAACGUCUACUGAAUUGAAGAUAUCAUUACCAUUUAAGCCUACAUUGGGUUGUCGAAUAGACUUUUCUAAUAUACCCAUAGAGCAGUUAACGCCAGGCAAGCUACUAGCCGAAAAGCUGAUAUUCUCACCAGUGUUACAGCAGCCAAAGCGUUCUCUGGAUUCCGCAAGUGAGGAUAGCAGCAUGGAUAUCGGUAAAGAGCUGGAUCGUUAUCAAUUGGAGUUAGAAAAUAGUAUCAAUGAGGCGAAAAUGCGCAAAGCAAUUGAGCCAUGGUUGGAAACAAAAAGUACUGAAUUAAUUAAAUUAAACAUAAACGUAGAACAAAAAAUUACCUUUAAUCAACGCCUGGAAGAAAUAGCAGAGGAAGAUGAAGAAAAAGAAAAUGAAGACACCCCGGAGCUGCUGCUGGAAACAAGUACCGUAAAUGAAUGCACGAAGGUAUCGUGCAUUACGUUAACUGGUAAAUUACCAGUACAAAGAGUUGAGAGCGAGUUAAACAAAGUAGAGGAAAUCAAGCAUGAAGAUGUCGCUUAUGCCUCCGAUUCUGAAGAGGAGGAUGUUGAUUUUAAGACGCCAGCGCCAUUUGUUCGCGCUUACCACCGCCCCGUGGCGUCACAUUUCACGGCUGGUAGUAAAGAAUCUCUACACUCUAAUAGUUCAAAUGAUUCGAAUUCGGAUAAUAAAAAGUCAUCCAGUGUACGUAAUAUAAUACGUAAAUCUCUACGAAAACUCAUGCAUCCCCAUAAAGAAGAUGAUACUUCGGAUAAGGAGACGCAUUUGUUGGGAAAUGAUGCAGAAGUUAAAAAGAACCAGUAUCAUAGUGCGUAUAAAAUCAUACGCAAUAGCUUACGGCGCAAAACGCCCAAAACGACACAACUAGAGGAGUCGACAACAAAAGCGGAGAUCUCAAUAAUUGAUACCACUGAGCGUACAAUGAAACUCAGAGCAGAGUUAUUGCCGAACGAAGGAAUGGAACGAAAGCACACAUUACGUAACAGCUUAAGACGAUCGACACGUGAAAUAGGUCAACAUUUGAUGAAAACAGUUUUUCACAAAAAUCAAGAAGCCUACGAACUAGGCAAAUGAUUUCGGACAAUUGAUUUAUUUAUAUUUUUAAUAUGCUACUAUAUUUCUAAAUAUAUUUAUUAGAAAAAAAACGACGUUUAGCACCCAAAGAUAAUACCUAUAGUUAUUUAUGAAUUAUUAUUGUUUAGUAUUUUUAUUUAUGUUGCACUUUUGAUAUUUUUGAAACGUACAUACAUAUACAUAUGUUAUGUAUGUGUAUUAUGUUA
This is a messenger RNA of Ceratitis capitata (Mediterranean fruit fly), 1992 nucleotides long. RefSeq lists its product as uncharacterized. The record is from RefSeq and is a predicted model, not a curated record. Bases 116 to 1786 code for a protein of 556 amino acids. The transcript is spliced from 3 exons. NCBI's taxonomy places the organism in Eukaryota, Metazoa, Arthropoda, Insecta, Diptera, Tephritidae.